Stylophora pistillata is the source of this 5229-nucleotide messenger RNA. RefSeq names its product RAB11-binding protein RELCH homolog. Gene Ontology annotation, cellular component: trans-Golgi network; recycling endosome. Gene Ontology annotation, biological process: intracellular cholesterol transport. Gene Ontology annotation, molecular function: protein binding. The record is from RefSeq and is a predicted model, not a curated record. NCBI's taxonomy places the organism in Eukaryota, Metazoa, Cnidaria, Anthozoa, Scleractinia, Pocilloporidae.
ACUUAUCGGCAAGAUGGCGGAUGCAGAGGAGGAAACUGAAGUAACUCCGCCUCGUUUAUCCGCGAGCGAUUUUGACAUAUUCGCCGAAAAACUCCUUACGCAUCAGUUACUGUUGACUGCACUUGAGCUGCACACGGAAUUAGUUGAAGCAGGCUUAGAGAUUCCUCGUUUACGUGAUUUCUUCUCUAAUCCUGGGAAUUUCGAACGUCAAUACCAGACGACAACAUUAAGCAGUAGCGCACACUCGCCAGUUAUACCCCGCACAUCUAGUAUUGCAACCAUUGAUUCGUUGGAUGACUAUGCUCGUUACUCAGAUGAUGGUGUACGAGACACAGAUGAAAAGGUUGCAGUCUUAGAAUUUGAACUGAGGAAAGCUCACGAGACUAUUAAAGCACUGAGGGGAUCUUUGACAGAGGCAACUGAAACUGAAACUCCUGCUUCCGAAGGUAGUCAUAGUGAAAAUACUGAGAGAGAUCAUUCCACUGGAGGGGACCUGUUAAGACCUCAUGAGAAGUGAGCCCUAAAUUUCUUGGUAAAUGAAUACUUACUAAAGAAUGGCUACAGAAUGACGUCUGUAACUUUUUCAGAUGAGAAUGCAGAUCAGGACUUUGAUGACUGGGAUGAUGUGGGUUUAAACACUGCCAAGCCUCCAGACCUGCUGCAUCUGUACCGAGACUAUGGACAUCACACUAUACCUGAAGUGAUGCUGGUGUUGAAAUCAGUGAAGGAAGAGAAAGCAAACUUGGAGGCAGAAUAUACAAAGUUACAAGAAGAGUGCAAACAGCUUCAGGAGGGAAUAGGAGAACUCAAAUAUGAGAACCAUACAUUGAAUGAAACAAUAGAAAAAUUGGAAAGUGAAAUAAAAGAGAUUGUUAACUCCUCGUAUCCGACUGAAAGGACCUUGCUGAGCCCAGGAAAAAGUACUGAUUUAUCAGAGACAGAUACAGAUGGUGUCACAGCUGGACCCAUCAGUGAUUCAACAACAGAGAAUGAGGAUGCUACAGAUGGUAACAAUUAUCCUGUGGAGAUUAACGAAAGUGGCAAGGUACUAAAUGAAGAUGAAAAUGCAGACAAUGCGGAGAAACUUGACGUAAGUGAAGAAUUGGGUGAUAAAGAUCCUGAAGAAAAUUUUCCUGAAAGUGAUAGUCAUCAAGGAAAUACUGCGGAUGUGGAACUGACGCAACAAAAGGGUGAUGUCUCUCAAGUCAGACCUUUGUCGCCAUCAUCACAACCAGGCAGCAUAGAGGAGAAAGAUCAAACUUCAUCAAGAACAACUUCAUCGUUAUUUAGAGACACUCUGUUGGCUUUUACGCAUGUGCAGCUAGAGAACAGACUCUCUAAUGAGGUUUGUAAGCUUUCAAACGCUGACGAAAAUGUGGUUUUGAUUGUCGCGAGAUGUUUGCCGCAUAUUAUGCCUAAUGUGCUGCUGAACAAAAGAGAGGAACUGAUUCCCGUAAUUCUUUGUUCAGCCAUUCACCAUCCAGCCGUUAAAGAAAGAGACAAUCUUCUUCACAUGUUAUUUAAUUUAAUUAAACGACCAGAUGAGGACCAAAGGCAGAUGAUUAUGAGCGGGUGUGCUGCGUUUGCGCAGGUCGUGGGACCAACUCGGAUAGAGGCUGAACUCUUACCACAAUGGUGGGAACAGAUUGGCCACAAGUACGUUGAAAGAAGACUCCUUGUUGCCGAAGCCUGUGGUGGAUUAGCGCCGUAUUUACCGGACUACAUUCGUAGUUCUCUGGUGUGGUCCAUGUUGAAACAAAUGCUAAGCGAUGACCGAAACGAGAUUGUUCGAGAGGCGGUGACAAAGAGUCUGGGACUAGUCGUGGCAUUUAUAGAAAAUGUGGAUAAAUAUCAACAGGCGUACGAGUUGUUAGAGGAAACAUUGUUUGAUCCGUCAGAAAAAGUAGCGAAGACUUCCAGAGAAGUGUUUCUACCGUCAUUUGCCGUAUGGGCUCAAGACCUUGAUAAAGUAGAAUCUCAUCUUUUCACUUCACUGAUCUCCAAAGUGGAAAAUGCGUUAAAGGAUUUAGAGCAAGUUCACGAACUUGCCAAUGACUCAGAGGAUACUGAGAAAGUGCAUAAGACAUUUGAAGCCAUUCACGACAGACUAACACGCUCUGUUCAGGUUAUUUCGUCGCUUAUUCCAGUGCUGUUUGCUUCAGUUCUACGGACAGCACCAUUUUCCAAAAAGCCAGAAGAGGUCGAAAGGUACAACGUGCCAGUUGCACCGGACAGAUUUCUACCGCCACAGUCGCCACUGACUGAUAUCGAGAAAAUAUUAGGUGGGAACCAGGCUGUCGCCUUCCAUGUUCGUCGAUUUGACAAACACGUGUCGGAGGACCUCUUUGAUUCAUGGGAUAGUUUGACUUGGAUUCAUUACGAAUGUUUACCGAACUUAUGUGAGAUUGUAGGAAAAGUUCAUGUGUCUUUGACGGAUUGUGUACAACAGCUGAUUUCGCUUUUUCGCUCUUUGUGUAUCACGCUUGGGAAACCAUACUCAGACAAAAAGGUGAGGAAAGACUUCAUUUUUUCCAGUACAUGUACCUUUGUUAACCUGUUGAAAGUAAUGUUGGUGUCUUGUUUGGUCACUAUUGUUCCGUUUCAACUUUAUCUUUUAUGGUUUUUAGAAAAAAAAGAAAGUCUCCUAUCUAGUGCCUCGCUUCCUGUACUGGCCGCUGGCGUCCUGGGUUGUUUUGAUUCGGAGGAAGAUAUGUCUGAACUGACGUCAUUAUUACGUAAUUCGGUAAUUGCGCUGGCGGAAGCCUCGGCACCUCUCGAGGGACCAAUCAUAAUGUACCAGGAGUUAAGUACUUCGUCUCGAUAUCUAGAGGUACUUAUGGGUGUACUCUGGGAGAUAGUAGUCCAUUCCAGUUCCUCUGUGCGCUGCUGUGCGGCUCCUUUAUUUACUGUGUUAAUGAAAGGUGUUGACCUGGAUUUAAUCAGCAGAAAGGUUCUACCAGCCCUAGUAACUUUAGCUUCAGAUUCACAAAUGUCAGUGAGGACGGCGUCGAUUCCAGCGUUUGGCGCAAUAGUGGAAAAUGUCACUGAUAAAAUGAUUUUAGAAAAAGUUUAUGUACAGUUCCAGUCGUUUCUUGAAGACCCACAAUACAGAGAUCAACAUGAGCUACAGACUACCAUGAUAAGAACGUUUGGCAAAGUCGCCCCUCAUGCAGAGCCACAUUUCAGAGAUGAAGUUCUCUUACCACGGUUGGUUGUGAUGGCAACAAUCAACAACCAAUCGCAAGACGAUACGAGACGGAGGGAGAUUGCGUUGGAGCUAAUGGAAGCUUACGUGUCUUUGACGUGUUGUUUCAUCUCUAUUGACGUGUUAAAUGAUUACAUCAUUCCAGGACUCCGUGCGGUUAAACAGGAUAUCGAGGCCCUGGCUCCAGAAUGCGAGGAAACUGUCCAUGUACUUCUCAAAGAAUGCGAGGUUAAGGCUGACCAGAAAGCACUCUCACACCUUCCUGCGGGUAGCAAGAUAGGACAAGAAAUUAAAAGCACGUUUAUAAGUGGAUUCCAUCGAUUAAAAGAUGCACAGCGACCAAAAAUGGCGGACAUUUUUAAGAAGAAAGAUCGCUUUGACUCAUGACAAACGCAGCGUCUCCCGAUUCUCCAAUAACCUCGGUCAGCGGUACUCUGGUAACCAUGGAUUCUUGGCUCGAAGCCGUGGUGAAAAUUGAUAAUCAGAAGUGACACUCAAGUGUGGGAAGAAUUUUAAAGAAUUACUCGAGCCGUAAUGGUCGAAUACCAAGGCCGAAGAUUCAUGGCAUACUUUAUCGAUUUUGAAAGAGAUUACAACAGAAUUAAACGUAAAUAUUGGUAUAUCUGAUAAGUAUGACAAAACCAAGCGAUAUCUGGCUUUGCAAAAGAAACGGUUAUGCGAAGUUCAGGCUCAGUAGGACAGUGCACUUAUCAUAGUUUCUCCAUCCGCUCUUACCUGCCGCGAGAAUUUUAAGAGCGGUUCGUCAGUUAUAAGAUGCGCCUGUCUUUACAAAGUGAACGGCCAUCUUCUAAGUUUAGUAUGAGUUUUCUGUGUUUCAAGUUUGUUAGACUCUUAUUGGUAACGUAGCGAUCGUAACUAUAACGACCAUCAUCGUAAGGGGCGUUUAUAUUGUAUUCUCAUAGAGACACCUAUGAUCGGAAUAUUUCGUACGAUUGAGAUGAUUUUUUUAUACUUGUGUGGUAAUCCGUAAAAUUGUACGUAUUUCCCUUUACAUGAACUUAACUGGAUGUGCCCCAACAAGAAGUGGGUAACACCCGGUGUUAUUCUCGUAGCGAUAUUCUAUAAUUUUCCCACCUUAUUUUCGAUCUAACGAAGUCUCUGUUCAAAACUUGAAGCGUUUGUCUGCCAUUACAGAUGAAGAAUUACACUGAAAACUGUUUAUAAACGUUUUUUGUUGCGCGCUAAAAGAAAAAUAAUAUUCAAUUACGAAAACAACAGCUUCCAUUUGGAGCGACAGCUUUGCAUUCGGGAAACUGCUCUCUUCCCGGAACUGACACUCAUCGUGAACAAAUAUAGUAAAUUUUCGCAGCAGUUGGAAACUAUCGUCACUUUAUCGUGCCAGGUUAAGCCGAUUAAUUUUUGAACUUUUCAUACCAGUAACUUGCAGUUUGUAGUAUUUCCAAGGUGAUGUAAAUCUGAAUGUUAUAAACGGGUUUGUCAUUGCGAGCUUAACCUUUACACUAUUGUAGUUAUGCUUCGGUCUUUAGCUCUGGAGUUACAGCAUGACAUUUGUUCCGCGUACGGUUUCAAUGCAAAUCCAAACAGAAUGAUGAAAGAAUUUUGAUUUUUAAUGCCAAAGAAGAUUUUAAUCGUGGGCUCGAUUUGAACUAUAUAUCAGGACUGUGAAGAGUAAAAUUUGUGACGGGGCUAGAACUGUUCACAGCUUUCAAAAAUCGUUGUUAGGCCUCACGUUUACAGAUUGUAUCUCAGAUGUCUGGUACACAUUUGAAUGUGUUUCUUGCCUGAUAUAUUAAUGAUAGUAAACAGUCGUAGGGAUCUUUAACAAUAAAUUCGGCUGUAGCACUUUUGAUAUCGCAUUUUACGUAUUUGUUAAAAUUUCUUUUCAAUCUUUAACUAUUUUCGUUCGUUAAAAUAAUUAAACUAAAAUUGACUCUAAAGGGUAUAUUUUGUAGACUUUCACACAGAAAUACUUUAAUACUCUAAUGUAAAUAGAAUUAAAAUUACCAUGCAGAGACAGUGAAUAAAAUGAAUCUUUUUUUUUU